AUGUCAACCAUUCGAGAUGAUUUUGUUUUUGCUGCAUGUAAUAGAGCAUAUGCAUUAAUAGAUUAUAAUAUUCAUGAUAAUAUAGAUAAACGACACGAAUUUAGAAUACAAACUAUCCUUACUGAUAUAUCUCUUACAAAAGAUGAAAAGUCAAAAGUAAUAAAAAUUUUAAAUGAAAAUUAUGAUUAUAAUAAAAUUCUUUUUAAUAAUGGGAAAAGAAGAACUUGUGAAAAUUGUCAAAAAGAAUGUUUAGCAACAUUAUAUUGUGAAUAUUGUAUUAGAGAUUAUUUAAAAGCAAAAUUUUCAAAUUGGAAAUCUGAAAAUAAUGAUAUUGAUGAUUUAAUACAAAAAUGUCAAAUAGAAUCACUUUCUCCUAAAUUUGUAAUUGAAUGGAUUCCAUAUAAUAAUUUACAAAAUAUAAAAUAUAUGACUGAAGGUGGAUGUUCCAAAAUUUAUACAGCAGAUUGGAUUGGUGGAGAAUAUUAUGAAUGGGAUUCUAUAGAAAAACAAUUAAAAAGAUAUGGAACUGGUAAAGUCAUUCUUAAAAAAUUAAAAAAUCUGGAAAGUGCUAAUAGAAGCUGGUUUGAUGAGGCCAAAUCCCACCUAAUUAUAAGUAACAAAUAUAUUGGUAUAGUACGUUGUUAUGGUCUAACUCAAGAUCCAUCAAAUGGAAAUUAUAUACUUGUAAUGAAAAAAUUAGAUUCAAAUUUAAGGGAAUAUUUACAAGAAAAUCAUAAUAAACUCACAUGGAAAGAAAGGAUUAAAAUUAUUGUUGACAUAAUUAAUGCACUUGAGACAAUUCACUAUGAAAAUGCAAUUCAUAGAGAUUUACAUUCUGGAAAUAUUUUAUAUAAUCAAUAUACUAAUUAUUGGUUUAUUAGUGAUCUUGGAUUUUGUGGACCUGUUGACAAACCAUUAAAAAGUAUAUAUGGAAAUCUUCCUUACAUAGCACCAGAAGUUACUUUUGGAAAAGGAUAUACUAAAGCAUCUGACAUAUAUAGUAUUGCAAUGCUAAUGUGGGAAGUUUCUUCUGGACAACCACCUUUUGCUAAUUAUGAAAAUAAUUAUAAUCUUGCAAUGAAUACUGUUAAUGGUAUAAGACCAAAGGUUGUAUCAGUUGAUGAUUUCAAUAAAUCAAAUCAGAAUACAAUUAAUAUUUUUAAAGAAAAUAGCAAAACAUUAUCUAGAAUAUUUGAAAAAUUGCGUCUAGGAUCAGGGGAUAAUAAACAAGAUAAUUACAAAAAAGAAAUUGUAAAACAGAAAGUAAAGAAUCAACAUGUUGAUGACGGGUUUUAA
Rhizophagus irregularis DAOM 181602=DAOM 197198 is the source of this 1296-nucleotide messenger RNA. NCBI's taxonomy places the organism in Eukaryota, Fungi, Glomeromycota, Glomeromycetes, Glomerales, Glomeraceae. The record is from RefSeq and is a predicted model, not a curated record.